This is a messenger RNA of Penicillium brasilianum, 2238 nucleotides long. The record is from the annotation of a GenBank genome assembly. Lineage: Eukaryota; Fungi; Ascomycota; Eurotiomycetes; Eurotiales; Aspergillaceae.
AUGAAGACCCAAAGUUUAGUUUCAGGUUUAAUACUAUUAUUUUCUCUGUGGAGCGCUCGGUGCUUGAGUUAUUCUACCGACGGUACAAGCAAUGGGUAUAGCUACGAGAAGAGAUCUAGCAAGCCUGGAAGCACCUUCCUCGUCGGCGUGGGAAAAGCCGAUAUCACUGGCGCUGUCGUCCAGGUCCCCUUUGCAGGCUAUGGUCAGCUCAACCAGACAGGAACCGGUCUCCGCCAGAGAAUUUAUGCUCGGUCAUUUGUUUUUACUGAUCCUGUGAAUACCACCAAUUCUUUCAUUUACCUGGUACUCGAUACCCAAUCAGGGGAUACUGCUGUUCGACAUGGCAUUAUUCAAGGACUUCAAAGCCUGGGAGGGAAAUAUAGAAAUUAUGGAGAACAUAACGUCGCAGUUUGUGGCACACACCAGCACUCAGGGCCGGGUGGGUGGAUGAACUACUUGCUCCCCCAGAUAGCAACUCUCGGUUUUGAUAAGCAGACCUAUACGGCAAUUGUUGAGGGUGCUCUUCUUUCCAUCCAAAGAGCAUAUAACAGUCUUGCACCCAGCACGAUCAGCGUCGGUACUAUCGAUAUCCCGGACGGAAAUAUCAACCGCAGUCCAUAUUCGUACUUGGCAAAUCCGGCAACCGAACGAGCUCAGUACGAUUCUGAUACGGAUACAACAAUGACACUCCUGACAUUUGAUCGCCUCUCGGACGGUAAAACUACCGGAGUGUUGUCAUUCUUCUCUGUACAUGGCACGUCUCUCUACAACAACAACACGCUCGUCACUGGAGAUAAUAAGGGCGUGGCAGCCUAUCUCUUUGAGAGAGGUGUUACAAAUGACACUCGGUUCGCAAAUAAUUUUGUCGCUGGGUUUUCGCAGUCAAGUGUUGGAGACUCAAGCCCCAAUGUGUUGGGUCCAUUUUGUGAAGAUACAGGAUUACCCUGUGAUUUCAGAACCAGCACAUGCAAUGGUCGCACUGAGCUUUGUCAAGGGCGCGGUCCCUACUUUGGUGAAGCUGAUGGCGGAGCCAAGAGUGCAUUCGAGAUGGGCCGUCGUCAAUACAACGCCGCAUUUCAGCUAUAUGGGCAGAUAUCCUCCGGAUCAGGGGUAAUGCUCACUGGAGAAUCAUCAGUGGCUUCUUACCAUACGUGGCAAAACAUGUCUGGGUAUGAAUUUAUCUCUCCCUUCAAUGACAGUCUUCAAUCAACAUGUUACGCAGCCUUGGGUACUUCAUUUGCAGGUGGAACCAGUGAUGGACCAGGGGCGUUUGACUUCACUCAGAAUAAUACGUCCCCUAAUCCUUUUUGGCAGCUAGUACGGACUGGUCUUCACCAACCAGGGCCAGCACAAAUUCGAUGUCAAUAUCCAAAACAGAUCUUGUUUGAUGUCGGGGCUAUGGACGUACCAUAUGCCUGGGCUCCUGAUAUUGUUGAUGUUCAGGCCCUUCGUCUUGGCCAACUGCUUAUCAUAACUUCUCCAAGUGAGAUAACUACUAUGUCUGGACGUCGAUGGAAGAACGCCAUUGUGGACGCGGCCGAAAGCGUUCUAUCUAUCUCGGAUCCCAUCGUUGUUUUGGCAUCACCCGCAGACUCAUACGCACACUAUGUCACAACAGCGGAGGAAUACAACGUGCAGCGCUAUGAAGGGGCAUCCACUCUUUACGGACCCAACCAGCUAGCGGCAUAUGUGAACCUGAGUCUGACGUAUUUGCCGUAUUUGGGAACCCCAAAUGUCGUUGCACAAUUACCUAAACUUCCUGAAGGCACCAAGCCUCCGGUCACCACAGAUUAUUCUCUCUCGUUCGUUCCGGGCGUCGUCUUUGACAGCCCCAUACUUGGACAUUCGUUCGGAGAUGUCCUCUCUUCUUCGUCGAAAGAUUUCUACUCGGUGGGAGAUGAUGUUUCCGCCACCUUUGUUGGGGCAAAUCCGCGCAAUGACCUCCGCUUAGAAAAAACGUAUGCAGCAGUGGAAAUGAAUGUUGACGGUAUUUGGGAAGUUCUGCGCACUGACGCGGACUGGAACCUGAUCUUUCAAUGGAACCAAACAGACGUGCUGCUAGGUACGAGUCAAGUGAGCCUGACCUGGCAAAUUGAGGAUUCAUACUAUCUUUCAGGCUGGGGCAAGGCUCUACAAAGUGGGACUUAUCGGCUGCAUUAUUAUGGAGAUUCUAGAGAUCUGUCUGGGACUAUUUCCUCCAUUGAGGGAGUGGGACCCGAGUUUAGCCUUCGAAUCUAG